AUGUUAUCAUCAAAAGAAUAUUAAAGAUUUACUCAAACUCAGCUACCUGAAGAUCAAUCAAAUUUUGAUACUAGUAUAAAUAUUGAAUCACCAUAAUGCAAUAUUCAUUAAUAGAGUAUUACAAAUGUCUAUAUUAGAGAGAUUCAACUUCACUAUUUAAAACCCUACAUUAAGGACACAAAAUCAAAUAUAACUAAAAUCUUAAUCAUCUUACUAACAAUUAAAAUAUAACCAUGAGAAUAUCUAAUCCUAACUUACAAAAUCUUAUAUUAUUUAAGGAACACUCCUAAAUAAUAAACUUAGAAUGAAAAAUACCAAUAAAUUGCAUAAGAGUCAAAGUCAUAUAGAAAAUCUGUAAUUUCCUAAUACUUUUAAUAAAAUUAGAAGAAGAAGUGCUUGUGAAUUUCUUAGUGAUAAAUAAGUAUCUAAAAUUUUAUAUCUCUAGGUCAGAUUUGAUACUCUUUAUCCUACUACUUAUGUAGCAUUUCAUUAGUAAUAAAAACAAACUAAAAAAAAUGAAAUGAGAAAGAAAACUAUAUUUAAAAGAAUGUCUAGUAUUUUGAUUAAACAUUCUAAUAAUAUUAAAUCUUAAACUAAUAAUGGGCUAUCCUUAUCAAAAAAUUAAGAUGAAAUUUAGACUAAAUUUGAUGAAAAAUCAUCUAACAUAAUUCUAAAAUAAUUCUAACAAUAAAUUGGAUGUCUUAAAGAAACUUAAGAGUUAUUUUUAAAUAUGGAAAAUUCCUAAAAACUAUUAUUAUUAUAAGAAGAACUUAAAAAAUAUUCUUAAUCUCUUAAUAAUUCUCCUACUAUUAAAAGAAAUUCAAAAAAAUAAUAAACUGAGAGAUUUUUUGAUUCAUAAAAAGUAGUCCUUGAUAUAACUAAGAAAUAACGCAAGACAUUUACAUCUAUUCAGAAUUAUGUUAAUCAACAUUCUCAAACUAACUAAAUUAAAUCAAUAGGCAUUAUAAAGAAAUAAAUUCAUUUUCAAUAUCAAAAUUUAUAAAGUCUUACAGAAACAGAUGUUUCAUCCCCUAAUAAAAUAAUUUAAACUGCUCGUAAUUUUACACAUAUCAAAUCUCUAUCCAAUUUACCUGAUAUAAGAGAAGCUUCAACAUAAAGAUUAAAUAAUAAUCGAGUUUAAAAAAUUGCUGAAAAAGUCAAAAAUGUGUACAUAUUAAACAUGAAUAAACCAAAAUAAUUUUUAGAUAAAAUAAAAAUAUGA
Molecule: messenger RNA, 1222 nt
Organism: Paramecium sonneborni
Lineage: Eukaryota; Ciliophora; Oligohymenophorea; Peniculida; Parameciidae
Source: the annotation of a GenBank genome assembly